This is a messenger RNA of Sitophilus oryzae (rice weevil), 1248 nucleotides long. RefSeq names its product peroxisome biogenesis factor 2. The record is from RefSeq and is a predicted model, not a curated record. Gene Ontology annotation, cellular component: peroxisomal membrane. Gene Ontology annotation, molecular function: zinc ion binding. Gene Ontology annotation, biological process: protein import into peroxisome matrix. The coding region runs from base 359 to 1057 and encodes 232 amino acids. Lineage: Eukaryota; Metazoa; Arthropoda; Insecta; Coleoptera; Curculionidae. The transcript has 4 exons.
UCGAAGGUUAUUUUAUCGUAAUCUGUUUCGUAAAGUGAACAAAAUACUUAUAAACCAUGUGUUUUACUUAGUUUAUUAAUUAAUCUUACAGAUUAAUUUUUUUAUGAAGUCGUCCAGCAUACAGCUGAUUUUGACAUUGAUUUGUUUUUAUUUAUUUAACCUAGCUUAAUUUUAAAUGUGUUUUAAAUAUAAUAUUUUUAAUAUAAACUGAAAUAUAGUAAAAAUAUGAGUAAAGACGUGUUAUUACGCGUAACGCAAAUUAAUGCUAUAUUUCUGGACAGCGAAAUAGAAAAAUUAUUCCGUCAAUUGCUUCAAAAUGCAUUUAAACAUUUACCAGUAACCUGGUUUUCUAGCACGUAUGGAACCAGAAAUUAAUCUUCUAUUAAGAUUUAGCAUAUUAAACUACUCAAUUCUACGCAACGGGUCCACUUUUGGUCAGCAAAUGUUAAAUGUCCAGUACGAGAACAUGUCCACCGUUAAAAAAGCUUUAUACGUUAUUUUUAAUUGUUUAGACUAUUUUAAAAUACGCUGCGAGCACUCGUUUCCAUCGCAUAGUAUUAGUAGGACUAUUUCUACGCUGUAUGUGGCCUACAAAAUAUUGGAUUUUAUCAAUAUAUCGGUGUUUUUGAAGAAUGGAGUGAAACCGAGGCUUAGCGAUAGAAUUUUAGGUUUAAAUCAAGUAUAUUCAAGUGGGACAGGUUCACGUAGCUUUACUAAUAAGUAUAUGACUAGAGAACUGUUAUGGAAUGGAUUUAUUGAGAUUAUGAUUUAUACUCUUCCACUGAUAAACUUCUACAAAUUAAAAAGGGUGAUAAAACAAUACAUUCCGAGUAAAAAACAGAAAUCUUCCCUUAUCGAUGCUGAACGUAGGGUGCUCACUGUCAACACUAAAUGUGCUCACUGUGAAUUGAGCCCUAUAUUGCCCCACCAUAUGGGCUGUGCUCAUAUAUUUUGUUACGUCUGUUUGAAGGGUAACUUAAAUGCAGACUCCAAGUAUGAAUGUCCAAAAUGCGGACACAAAAACCCAAAAUCUGUAUGCAACAAAAUUAUCGUGUAAAAAAAACAAUAAGACUGAAACAAGUUUUUAAUCUGUUUUUUUUUUAAAUACCUGACUAUAAAAUAUAAUAUCUUCUAACAAAAAAAUUGGAUUUUUUUUAAUAUACGUAUAUAUUUGAUCUAACUCUAAAAAAUGCAUUGCACUUAAUACAAAAAAAAUUAACAAGUAAAAAUCGAUAAAAAUACAAUACU